Molecule: messenger RNA, 2111 nt
Organism: Schistosoma spindalis
Lineage: Eukaryota; Metazoa; Platyhelminthes; Trematoda; Strigeidida; Schistosomatidae
Source: the annotation of a GenBank genome assembly
UAUAUACCAAACAAACAGACUACACCGUACCAUAAAAUAGAAAGUAACAUUUGUACAAGAUUUGACCUCCAGGAAAUGACACAAAUAAAUAUUGACCAACGGGAAAAUGGCACGUUGGAUGAAUAUUGACCAAUGGGGAAAUGACACCAUUUCUCAUUCAGGAAUAGUAUUAGAUAAUUUCUGCGGUAUUUUCUGAAUACCCCAACAUAGUAUUUGUUUUAUUUUCUCGUACAAUUUUUUAUUCUGUAUAAUAUACGAUAUUCUUGUAUUCUAUUGAUCUGAACUAUGCCCAGUAUGUGAUUUGUUAUAACUCGGAGUAUUUUUCAUAUAUGUGAUUUCAUCCUAAUUAAUAAUUAAAAUGGGUGUACAAUCAAUAUAUAAAUGAGUGUAUUUUCGACUAGGGUCGUCGUCAUCGUCAUAGUGUUUUGGGGCUAAUUAGUUUUCACUUAUACCAGUCUCUGUGUUCUUACAUUCGCUUCAUGGGAAUUGCAGAGGUCCCUCGUUCCAAGCAUAAGUGAUCAGCGUUUUUCCGGAACAACAAUCAGCGACGACUAGAUAUAACAAGUUCAUUUGUUUAUGUUAAUUUCUUUUACUUCUUCAUUCCAGUCCUAAUAUUUCCAUGUUUUACUUUUACUCAUAAUAUGUAGGUUACAGUUUAUCAAUGUAGUCUGAAGAAUAAUCUGGAAGAUAAAUCUAUUCAGAAUCCUGAUAUGUCAUCUGUUUGUCUACUCCAAUCUUUUGCCGAUCCUGCUGGAGAUAAAGAAGAGUUUUAUUGUUGUGCUUGGUCGCGUGAUACAAGUGGUAAUGUAGCAUCUAGUUGGUGGACUGAUUGCUGUGAAAGUCGUCGACCACGUCCAAAUCUUCAUCCUCAUCAAGGUCCUAUCGGCUCUUCCAGUGGAUCACUUCUACCUGCUCAUCAGCAAGUAGUAGCUGCUGCAGGUAAACGUGGUGUAAUUCGAAUCCUCUGUCCUAGUAUGGCUAGUUGUCCUGCUAGUCUUGUUGGCCACGGAUCGUCUAUUAAUGAGCUAAGAUUUCACCCAAGAGACCCUGCUCUAUUAUUUUCUUUUAGUAAAGAUUAUACCAUUCGUUUGUGGAAUAUAGCUAGUCACGUGCUCGUAUGUAUUUUUGGUGGAGCUGAAGGUCACCGAGCUGAAGUUCUACAUGGUGACCUAUCCCUUACAGGUGAUCUUUUGCUAUCUGCCGGUAUGGAUCAUUGCGUGAAAAUUUGGCGGCUUAAUACUCCUGAAUUAGCUAAUGCUGUAAUAGAUUCAUUUAAUUACCGCUCACGUUCGAAUCCUAAGCCGUUCCCUGUGCUUGUUCAACACUUCCCUGAAUUCAGUUCCCGUGAUGUACAUGGCAAUUAUGUGGACUGUGCCCGUUGGUUUGGCUCUUUAGUCAUAUCAAAAUCGUGUGAAAACAGUGUCACACUCUGGAAGCCUGGUGGACUAGAUGAUUCCUCAGCAAAUAUUUCUAGUUUAUGCAAUGGGUCUCCAAGUAAUACCUCAACAGAUGUUGGCGGUCUGCGUUUGCCGAGUCGGAUGCAACAUAUUGGCUCAUACACAGGUCCUGAAUCGCCUAUCCCCCCAGCACCUGGUGUCCCAACCGAACACAAGACAAGCAUUAUCCAUCAGUUAAAAGCUGCUGACUGUAACUUAUGGUAUAUUCGUUUUGAUAUAGAUUUAAAGAAUCAUGUUCUGGCUUUGGGUACAGGAACUGGGCCAUCACGUGUCUAUUUGUGGGACUUAAAAUAUCCUGAAAAUGCCCUUAAUCUCCCAGCUCAAGUACUUCAUUUCCCUACAGUUAGUGGAGUUGGUCCCGGUGGUAUGCCUUUAAGUCACAGUGCCAUUAGACAAACUCGUUUUGCUAACGAUGGAGAUAUUCUUUUGUGUGUAGGUGAUAAUGGACUCAUUGUUAGAUUUGAUAAAAUAUAAAUCAGCUUUGUAUAUUUCUGAUUAAAUAUGUAAAAAGAUGUUUAUUGAAAUAAGUGUUGUUCGAUAUUCAUGGUAAUUAAAUACAGUAGUUAGUGCAUUUACCAGGCACUUAUUUAUGUUCUCGUGGUUAGGCCACACCGUUUGUGUACACAAAAGAAAAUAAUAUAUAUGGAAUUGAUG